Molecule: messenger RNA, 6856 nt
Organism: Porites evermanni
Lineage: Eukaryota; Metazoa; Cnidaria; Anthozoa; Scleractinia; Poritidae
Source: the annotation of a GenBank genome assembly
ACGGUUGUGUCAUUAGAUUUUAAAGAUUCAAAAAGGAUUGUUCAAUAAGCAAACAUUACCUGAAUGGCUUCAAAUAUUUAAUGUGCGAUAGUCUUAUUUAGAAGUACCCAACCCUACAUUUUAGCGUUUCCCGAGAUUAAAUAUGUUAUCAAUUUUUUGUAUUUAUUUGGUCUAAUUUUGUGGUGUUUUUCCUGAUUCAGAUCCGAUGUGGAAAGAUCACUCAGCUGACGCGGAAGACAAUUUUCUAAUUAAGAUAACCAAUGGAAAACGCUGUUAAGAGAGAAUACAGUAAUCUCCAUUUAUAUCGCUGGCACAUAUGAUAAUUUCGUGUUUUUGUCCCCACUGUAUUCAAUUUCACCACUUCAAUUUUAGAACACGUGGCUGCCUUUUAUCUUAUUAUAACCUCUUAAAAUCCUGUUCAAGAAAAGAUUUGAUUAUACUAACAUACCAGAGUUUUAGCGACUCUAGAGAGGCGAGAAAAAGGUCACAAAGCAAUUGACCAUACAAAUGAGAUUAUUCUGACAAACGGACGGAAAAUUACUCUGUAAAAGAACCUAUACUGGCUUUUGUAUACACAAAGGUUUACAGUUUUGGUGACAACAUCGUCAAAUGCUGAACACAAGUAUUUCAGCUGGGGGACUUGUCAGGAGAAAUUUCAGUAUCAACAACAAUAAGCCGCAAAGAAACGACCGCCCUAGAGAAUCCAUAGGUUCCAGAAGCAACAAGCCCGCAAAGCGUGGUUCGUCAAUCUCGUCGACAAGAGACAAGCGUUUAACGAUUAACGUGAGUGGAAUUAAGUUUCAGACUUGGCAGAGCACGCUGAUGCGUUUUCCUGAUUCUUUACUGGGCAGUGCAGAAGCCAUGAAACAGUUCUACGACGAGCAAAGAAAGGAGUAUUUCCUCGAUCGCGAUCCAUAUCUCUUUAAGUUUGUUUUGAAUUAUUACCGAUUUGGCAAACUACACUUCUCCCAAGAAGACUGUCCCGCUGCGUUCGAAGAAGAAUUACAAUUUUAUGGCUUUUCAAUUUACGACGUAAACGAUUGUUGUUGGGAAUACUGUACCCACAAAGAGAAAGGCCUACUUAUUGAAGGCGACAACGAUGCCCUUGAGGGGGAGACAAUUACCUGCAACGGAAAUUUGUGCGCCGUACAUUGCGAGCCAAAACUAACUUUGCGGCAGAAAAUUUGGCGAACCAUUGGCCCUUCAAAGACUACAAAGACCGGCGUAAUAUUUCACAUAAUAUACGGGUUUUUUAUUUUCGUAAGUGUGUUAAUAGCGUCUCUCGAAACUUUACGAUGUGGUCAAAAAACGUGUGGAGAAGUUUAUCACAGUAUCUUCUUCACAAUAGAAUCAGCUUGCGUUAUUGUAUUUACCGCUGAACUUUUGAUUCGCUUCUACGUUUGUCCGAUGAAAAAGAAAUUUAUGCGGGAUGCUAUGAACAUAAUUGAUACACUAGCCAUUCUUCCUUACUACAUCACACUGAUUGUUACCAGCUUUGGAGUGGAAACAAGCUAUAUACAAAUACUCAAAGUUUUGCGCGUGAUUCGGAUUCUGAAGUUAACGAGGAAUUCGAGAAGACUUCGUUGCCUCUUGUUAACUCUUCGACGCUGCGCAGUAGAUAUUGUAUUUCUCUACUGUAUUUGUCUCUUGGCGAUUAUUUUGUUUGGAACAGCGGUUUAUUAUGUGGAUUUCAUGGGAGGAGAUCCACAGUUUUCAAGCAUUCCGGAAUCAUUUUGGUAUACCUGUGUCACCCUGAUGACAGUUGGGUAAGGCUAUUGUAUCAUUAGUGAUACUGUUCUUAUCAUUCUUGCUUGUUAUUUUGAUAUUAUUUUAGUACACUUUUGAGUGGGCAAAGAUUGAAAUAAAAAAAAUUAAAAAAAAAUUAAAAAAGAAAGAAAGAAAGAAGAGAAGAUAUAAAAAAUAAUAAAUUACUUCUGAUCAGUAGGCUUAAGGGAAAAAGCCGUUUUGUCAGAGACAAGAGUUUGUAAGUAACGCAUGAAUUUAAGUAACACUAUUUUUUGGACUUUUAUCAUCGACGUGAGAAAUGUUGUUUUGGCAUGAUCUCAUAACUUAAAAGCCUUUUACACACAGCUCUAAUGGCUAAUUUCACCAAUUUCACCACCCUUUUAAACACGAAGCAAUUAUAAAAUUAGUAAUUUAUCUAAGCUUGUGCCAUAUUCACCUCUGCAAUAAGGAUUGCUAUGAAAAACAUUUUUUGAUAAAGAAUACCGAAAGGCGAAGAACACCAUGGGCCUUAAAUACAAUAUUUUAAAACAAACGGUACCGUUGAAAACUAAUGCGAGGUUUCAUUUCAAUGGUCGCACCGGACGAUUUCCAUCAAAUACGGAAACCUGGAAUCACCUUGUGUAGAUAUAUGAUUUAGCAACAGAACGGGAAUGUCAUUUGACGACGGGAAAGCGCGCGGAAAGGACUAAACUCGACUUCCGGUGCCCAAUUUGCCGCUCUGCCAUUGGUCAAGCCAGUUGUUUGAUUUGCGAGCGCCGUCGUCAACUGACGUUCUCGCUCUGUUGCUAAAUCAGGCUAUUAAUAAACGGCACCACAGGGAAGCGUUGUUCGGUAGCUAUUGUUUGCAUGGCCACACCAUGGGAUUUCAUCCACAGCUUGCACUGUAUGACUGCUUAUUAGUUUUCAUUUGAAUCGACCAUAGACUCAAUAGUAAGAACUACCUGGUGCUGUAUAAUAAGCAAACCAAAGGAAACUACUGCUCAGUGUCAUUUCACCUUAGGGAUUGUGAUGACACGCACUUUUGCGAAUCACAGACCUACAAAUUACUUAACAUUCAUUUCUAUUAAAAAUUUAAUUAUCAUAAACAUUUUAACUAAAGAAAUGUCAUACCGAUGUCAAUCAAGCCUUUUGCAAUCCAAAUUCAACUAUUUGGGGGUUUUAUGUAUUUCGUCAUUGCAUUUCGUAUAUCCUCAUUGCAUUUUUCCUGGGAAGCUCAGUACAUUAAUUUACAUUAGUAUAAUAAUUUAUCUUGUAAGGUGCCCUAGAUGGCCUCUACCAAUAAAAUAGACAAAAAUCGAUCAACACCAAGCGGUCACUUAAGCCGAACCUUUUUCAGCCUGUACAAACGAUUCAUUAAAGCAUGGAUUGUUCUUUUUCUUUGCUACACGUAAGUGGGUUCUAAAGAUAACAGAGAAAAAAUAGAGAAUAAUCAACAUUCGGUUUUGAUGUGGAAAAAGUUCCCUAUUCAAAGUUUUUCUCCAUUCUCUCCUCUGCAAUUCCAUUAAGCUGACAGAGGAAAACUAUUAACAUUAAAAAGCUCGGUCAUCUCAGCUAUCGCCGGACGACGGCGGCCUGUGUGCUUCAUAGGAUGAGAAUGUUCGACAGUAGGUUUCUAUAUAAACGCAUGCACUAGGGUUAAGAAAAAGCAAGCUCGAACAGAUUUGUAUUGAAAGCUGGAAUUCUGCAAAGCAAAAAUAUCGUGACAGAGCUUGACAGGUUUUUCCUAACCAAACUUAAUAGCACGUCCAGGGGACCAAAUUCAGCACCCAUAGAAAAGCCCAACGGAUGGACGUUCCUUCAAGAAAAUAAGGUAGCUUGCAAGGCAAAAGUGAAAGAAAAGGACGAAGGACAGGGAACAUGGUGACAGCUCCGCGUAAACGAACUUUGUUAUUCAUAAUCGAGGCACUGCGGGCAUUCACUGUUAGGUGUGAACAAGAGCCUCUUGGUGUGAAUGAGCCCAUAUCUCUUCUCUGCUUUCAGAGAAACUGGUCUAUUCGCCUCGAAGACAGCCUAGGAGAAGAACGAGAGGUGACUCUUUGUUCGAGUGAAACCGCUUACUAGUGAAGCCUGUAAGGAAAACCUUGGGCUGCAAACACCAAAAGUUAAUCUAUAUCUGUAACCAGGAAACUUGAAUUCCUUGGAAAAAUCCAGGUAAUAGGGAAUGCAGAAUUGACUGGCACAAUUACUUCAGCUCUGUUCCAAAGUUAAGAAAGUCUUGUUUACCUGUGAUACCCGAGUCAUCGAUGAGAGAACAAUACAAUUCACUGUCCCAGUCGUGAGUAAGUCAGUUCUGCUAAAAUAGAAACCAUGCNGGCCUGUGUGCUUCAUAGGAUGAGAAUGUUCGACAGUAGGUUUCUAUAUAAACGCAUGCACUAGGGUUAAGAAAAAGCAAGCUCGAACAGAUUUGUAUUGAAAGCUGGAAUUCUGCAAAGCAAAAAUAUCGUGACAGAGCUUGACAGGUUUUUCCUAACCAAACUUAAUAGCACGUCCAGGGGACCAAAUUCAGCACCCAUAGAAAAGCCCAACGGAUGGACGUUCCUUCAAGAAAAUAAGGUAGCUUGCAAGGCAAAAGUGAAAGAAAAGGACGAAGGACAGGGAACAUGGUGACAGCUCCGCGUAAACGAACUUUGUUAUUCAUAAUCGAGGCACUGCGGGCAUUCACUGUUAGGUGUGAACAAGAGCCUCUUGGUGUGAAUGAGCCCAUAUCUCUUCUCUGCUUUCAGAGAAACUGGUCUAUUCGCCUCGAAGACAGCCUAGGAGAAGAACGAGAGGUGACUCUUUGUUCGAGUGAAACCGCUUACUAGUGAAGCCUGUAAGGAAAACCUUGGGCUGCAAACACCAAAAGUUAAUCUAUAUCUGUAACCAGGAAACUUGAAUUCCUUGGAAAAAUCCAGGUAAUAGGGAAUGCAGAAUUGACUGGCACAAUUACUUCAGCUCUGUUCCAAAGUUAAGAAAGUCUUGUUUACCUGUGAUACCCGAGUCAUCGAUGAGAGAACAAUACAAUUCACUGUCCCAGUCGUGAGUAAGUCAGUUCUGCUAAAAUAGAAACCAUGCAUGGAGGAGCCACGGGAGAAGUUGGCUGACAAAUGAUGCGUCAACAUGAAACCGUUUUGCAGAGAACUUAGAAUUUACGUUAAUAUCGGUUAUAUCCAAAAUGCCGAACAAACCUAUAUAAGAUAACGUCAGUGAAAAAGGGAACACCAGAAUAAGAGUCGAUAGGAAUGCUUCCUUAUAGCGGUAAAACCUGGAUCACUAACAGACAAGGAGCAAGUCUACGAAUCUUCCAGCAGAGGAUCCCACACACUAUCAUGGUUUCAGCUGGGAAGGACAGAGUUACAAGCAGUGAAGAGUCUCGAACGUUCAAAGACCAAAAGCCUAAUUUGCCAUUCUCAGAGAAGACCGCCAACAAGGGUUAAAAGCCAUUUCUCAAAGCAUCCUGUGUGCGCUGGAUCAUUUGGCCUGAGGUAUCAAAGCAAAGUCGUAUUCCUGCAACAGGAAAACUAUCAACACGUCUAGAAGUUAAUAGGGAAGCCGCUGCUGUCAACUUGUCGCACAGCGAAGCGUAUUGAGGGCGGAUAACAAGAUAAAUAGAAACAUGGCUGCAAUGUGCCAAAAGAAGGAAGCCUUGUCAUGCAUCUUCAGCAUUGGUUUUCCUCCCUUUUCAACGCGUAUUUCGAAAAACUUUGACAUUUACUCAUGAGCCUUGACAUCCACUGGCGAAAGUGACUCAUUGGAGAAAUCACUCAAGUAUCACUUUAUCAUUGACAAACUGUUAACAGAAAUGUUACCAUGGUGAAAUUUACUUACGCCAAUUGCUCAUCUCCCAUAAAGCACCUUAUUUGCCGCCUCCCCCCUCCCCCCCACAAAUUGGUAUAAGCAUUGUUUGCAAUUUCUCUUGGGACGGUCGUAAUACCCAAGAGAAAUGAAAAACAAAGGUUAUGCAAAAUUUUGGGGGGCAAAUAAGGUGCAUUAUGGGAGAUGUGCAAGUGGCGUAUCUUUACACCACCAGCAACAGACUCAGUGAAGCGAAUCCAACGAUGGUGAAGACAAAGUCGAGUCACAUUGCUUCGAUGUACGACGACCUAUACCACAAGUUUUUUUUUACUUCGUUGAAAUUCGUAAAUCCGUGGCUCUUUCGUCACCUCCUCCAAGGGAAGAUAAGUCAACUUCCUAUUAGUGUACUGACCUUGGGAAAAAAACAUUAUCUCUAAGGUAUCUGCCAGGUUUUUUUAAUAACUGGCCUGCUGGAGACCGGUGUUAUGCAGGGAAACUAUCUGAGUCCAUCUUGUGACACCUCUAGGUCGUAUAUACUUUCGGUAAUACUCGGUAUAGAUGGGAAAAAAAAGCAAAGUUAUUAGGGCAAGCCGAGUUAGGAAAAGUGGGUCUUUGCAAGAAAAACAAACACUCUUUACAAGAAGAAAAAAAAAACACAUGGACACUAACUUUGCAAAUUUCUUCAUUUUGCAGUUACGGUGAUGUUGUUCCCUCGUCGGUCCUUGGAAAGUUUGUGGGGUCAGUAUGUUGUGUCUCCGGUGUAGUCCUCCUCGCGCUCCCAAUUCCCAUACUUCAAGAAAAGCAAGUCCCUUGCACGCUGGAAUCUGUGACAUCACGAAAACGACGGAGUCCACACAAGGCUGUUACAGAGUGCGCAGAAUGCAUAGGGGAAAAGGAAUGUCUUUUGACCCAAACCAGUGGCAAAAAUCAAGACCUGGAAAACGGGUUUGCAACGAGAGAAUAAUAAGCAUGUAUGAUGGUACAACAGCAACAGCAACUUUAUUAACAACAAAGAAACAUGCCUUCAGAGGUUAAAACACUCGACUUUGUGUAAAAACCUGUUUCAAAGCAAUAGUGUCAUCGUUGAUAACGUGUACUUUGGCUAGGACCUCAUCUAUUGGUGAAAAAUAUAACAUUGAUUCCUUAAACGCUUAUUGACGCUUAUUAAUAUCAUCAUAUACCAGGUACUUGUUGGCCCUGGGAGGUGGAUAUUGUUUGAAACUCUUACCCUUACCCAGUUCUUGUUCAGCCUAUUUUUGGAAUUCUGUCCGUGGCUAGAUACUGUUCUAUGAUACGUGUAGUAGUACAAUUAUUUCCAGUGGGCAAGACAAGUAUU